Messenger RNA from Mya arenaria, 5059 nucleotides. RefSeq names its product calpain-B-like. Lineage: Eukaryota; Metazoa; Mollusca; Bivalvia; Myida; Myidae. The transcript is spliced from 22 exons. The coding region runs from base 355 to 3456 and encodes 1033 amino acids. Gene Ontology annotation, cellular component: cytoplasm. Gene Ontology annotation, biological process: proteolysis. The record is from RefSeq and is a predicted model, not a curated record. Gene Ontology annotation, molecular function: calcium-dependent cysteine-type endopeptidase activity; calcium ion binding.
UGAACCGUAACGGAUAAAGUUUUGACGAGUUGACAGGGAUCGAUUUGCUUAAAUUAGGACAUAUAUGCAAUGUUGUUUCUGUUGUAAACGACCUAUAAUAUUCUUAUUCAUGUUACAUUAUUGCAUUUGAGAAUAUUUGGGUUGCUCCACCAAUCAUUAACCUAGGUAUUUUCUGUAAACACCAGGCUGACAGCCGGCGAGUUCAUCUGUCCAUCGAUCCGUGCAAAUAGCUGAUAUUGGCAGGAUAUCAACUAGUACGGCUUUGAGCUGUUGAACAGUGUUGUCGAAGUGUUGAGAAAGUCUGUUAGUGACAUUGGAUAAUAAUUAACUUUACGAGUAAGUUAAGUGGCAACAAUGCCAUUCAGAACAACCAGAACCGUUCGCACCAUCAUAAGUGACGGCCGCGGACCGCCUCGUGUGGAGACGCGAACGUACAACGGCGACGACGAUACCGGAAGUGGGUCAGGUGGAGGAUCGGGUCUCGACAUUGGGGGUUUUAAGUCACGGUUUGGAAACAUGAAUAUCAACAUUGGUGGAGGUGAUAGUGGUGGACCCAGUGCCUCCUUCGGAUUCAGUCGUCCCAGCCCACAAAGAGGGCGUGUAUGUGGGCGCUCCACGCGCAAGGAGCGCAAAAACCCCUUUGCUGGGCUUGGAAAGCAGAGUUACGAUGAAAUCGUUCAGAAGUGCAAGGCAGAAGGAUGCUUAUUUGAAGACCCUGAGUUCCCAGCAGAAAAUGAAUCCAUUUUCUUCAGCAGAUCACCGCCAAGGCCUUUUGAAUGGAAACGACCCACAGAGAUCUGCGACAACGCCGAGUAUGUGACUGGUGGUGCCAGCAGGUUCGAUGUUCAGCAGGGAGAGCUUGGUGACUGCUGGCUGUUGGCAGCUGUGGCCUCCCUCACGUGCAACUCCCAUCUCCUCAACAAGGUCAUCAUCCCAGAGCAGAACUUCACGGGCCCCGACUACUGCGGCGUCUUCAAGUUCAACAUCUGGCAUCAGGGUGAUUGGAUCCAAGUUGUGGUUGAUGACCGUCUGCCAACUUACUAUGACAAGCUUGUCUUCAUGCACUCCACCGACCAGAAUGAGUUCUGGAGCGCUCUGCUUGAGAAAGCUUAUGCAAAGUUGAAUGGCUCGUACGAAUGUCUGAAGGGUGGGAGCACGAGUGAAGCCAUGGAAGAUUUUACAGGGGGUGUGACCGAGUCCAUUGACCUUCAGAAGGCCCCGACCAACCUCCUCAGCAUCAUGAUGAAGGCCGCAGACCGUGGCUCCCUCAUGGGUUGCUCUAUUGAUGCUGACCCGAACCAGCUGGAGGCCAUUCUUUCCAACGGCCUUGUGAUGGGGCACGCUUACUCUGUCACCAGCGUCAAACUGGUUGAGAUUCAGACACCUAAGGUGAACGGGAAGAUUCCGUUGGUGAGGGUCCGUAACCCGUGGGGAAACGAGAGUGAAUGGAAGGGGGCCUGGAGUGACUCGUCUUCUGAGUGGCGCUACAUCCCGGAAGAUGAGAAGAAGUCCCUGGGUCUUACCUUUGAUGAUGAUGGAGAGUUCUGGAUGUCUUUCCAAGACUGGCAGGAUAACUUCCAGAAGCUUGAGAUAUGUAAUCUGGGGCCAGACUCCCUUGACGAAGAAGAGGCUGCGCAGGGAAAGAUUCGCUGGGAGGCCACAGCGGAGGUUGGGGAGUGGAUACCUCGUGUCAACGCCGGAGGAUGCAGGAACUAUCUGGAAACAUUUGCAACCAACCCACAGUACCGUGUAACCUUGGUUGACCCUGACGAUGAUGAGGAUGACCUGUGUACGAUGUUGGUUGGCCUGCUGCAGAAGGACCGCAGGAAGAAGCGUAAGGAAGGACUUGACAUGCUUACCAUCGGAUACGUCAUCUACAAGAUGAAGGAGGAUGGCACUUAUGGUUCCGGUCCACUGGACCAGAGGUUCUUCAAGUACAACGCCUCAGUGGCCAAGUCUCCAUCGUUCAUCAACAUGCGGGAGACAUGCGGGCGACACAAGCUCUCCCCGGGCACGUACGUCAUCAUCCCUUCAACCUUUGAGCCAGGCCAGCAGGGAGAGUUCCUCCUCCGUAUCUUCACUGAGAAGGAGGGAACAACAGAGGAGAUGGAUGAGGGAACCGGCAUCGUUGAAGACCAGAGAUGGAAAAGCGAGGAAAGAUACGGCAGUCCAGCUCAGCCAGACCCUUAUAGAGGACAGAGCCGGCCCGAUAUAGGCUUUGAUCCCAUAUCCAAAGAAGAAUACAAACCCUAUAAUCCCCAGCCUGACUAUGAUAAGCUUUUCUCAAACUUGCGUAUGCCUGAGCCAUACGCCAACCCUAAUCCAUAUACAGCUGGUUACCAGCCUGGAGCCCCUGCAGGUCAGGGUUACGGAGCUGGGGUCCCUGGUGUCCCACAGGGAUAUGGGACUGGAGCCCCUGCUGGUCAGGGGUAUGAGAACUAUGGGGCUGGUCCCUCUGUAUCUAUGCCAACUCCAUAUGGUGGCUUCCCGCCAAACCAUCCACCCAGUGAUCAGUAUUAUGGAGGUCAAGGAUCUCAGCCUGGUUAUUACCCGAAUCAGGGUUACAAUCAGCCAAAUCCCCCUUAUGGACAGCCUCAGAACUAUGGUGCUAUGCCCAAUCCAUAUCAAGCGCCCCCAUCUGGUGAUUUAGGGUUUGGAGGGUACUCUGCCCCAGGCCAGUACCCUAUAUCUAGUCAGUAUUCCCAGCCCCAAUAUGCAGGCCAUCCUGCCCCAUCCCCCACACAUCCCCAGUACCCCUACGGCCAAGGGGAGGCCAUUGAGCGUGCCUAUGCAGGCACUUACUCAGCGGAGCCCCCUAAGCCAGUAGUACAGCCGAGGAAACCACAGCCACGACAGAUUAUAAAAUCGUAUGACGAGGCUAUAGCCUUUCUCAGACGACAAUUAGAAGAAGAGGCCCCACCUGUGACCGAGGAAGACCAGCAGCAGGGCCAGGAACUGAGGGAGAGUUUCAAGCGUAUCGCUGGAGACGACCUUGAGGUGGAUGCUUAUGAACUCAGGGACAUUCUCAACAGUGUUUUCAAAAAAGAGUUCGAGUUUGAUGGUUUUGCGCUGGAUGUGUGCCGCAGUAUGAUCGCCAUGCACGAUGGCGACAUGUCGGGCAAAUUGGGCUUCGAUGAGUUUAAGGCUCUGUGGCAGGACCUCCGCAAGUGGAAGGCAGUGUUCAAGAAGUAUGACAAGGACAGCAGCGGCAAACUGAACACCUACGAGCUGAGGAAUUCCUUCCUCGCCAGCGGUUUCCGUCUGAGUAACCGGGCGCUGUCGUCAAUCAUCCUGAGGUUCAGCAACAAGAAGGGCGAGAUUGAGUUUGAUGACUUUGUGCUCUGCUCCAUCAAGCUUAAGACCAUGAUCGCCUCUUUUAAGGCGUUGGAUCCCAGCAACCAGGGUGUGGCCGCUUAUGACCUUGAUACAUUCAUCCAGACAACCCUGUACUCAUAAACAUGAAGACACCAUAGCGUACCAUGGAUGCACAAGAGAUAGCUAAAAUAGACUUUAUACAGAUCUGAUUUAUUUAAAAGUACUAUAUAGUCACCCGUAUUUACCCUUUAGUCUGGACAGGUUGUUAUAAAUGUUGCACAAUAAAAAGUGUUUGUUAGUGUAUUACACAAUAACGAUUUGAUGCUUAACUAUAUUCAAGCAUUAUUGGGAUGCUAUUUCAAAUAUUGGAUAUUGUCGUCUGCUACCUACGCGCGUUUGUAGUGUCUGCAUUCCUUUCAAGAUUCCCCUGAUAAAUUGUAAACCCUGCACUUUCCCCCGACAUUCCUUGCCUAUUUAUUCUUUCUUACUAGUUGAAAACAUAUUAUUACACUUCAAAUAUUGAACUGGUGUUGUAUCAUGUAUUUCUAUUCUGUUAUUAAGUUCAACAUUGUAUUUAAAACAGUUCCAGUAUCUUUGGCAUAUUUGAAUGCAUUUUGUUACAAAAACUAUCAAUUCAAGUUGACAUUAUUACUUGAUCUAUUCACAAUGGUAGAGAGGUUGUUAAAUGAAUCUGGUCAUACCUCGGAACUGUUAGUGGUUCGUAGUAAAAUUAUUAUUUCUGUUUAUUGUUCUUUCUUUGUGUUGUUUGGUUACAUGUUUCACAAUUUGUUUUUUGUUAUAUAUUCAUGCUCAGCAAUACUCCGACCAAUUUUAUUUUCCUUAUUUGCUUCCAAACUCCAUUUUUGACCAUACAAUUUGGACCUACUUGCUCUGUUAUUAUUUUUAUGCUUAAAAAGAUUUUAUGCAAAUACGCCAGUAUCUUAUUAUAUAUUAAGAGUUCGUUCAUACUGUGUGAGAUUUGUGUCCUGUGGAAGUUGUUGUUACGCGUGCCAGUUUGACUCGAAUGUUUAGCAAUACUACUAAAAAGUUCAGUGGAUCACUUACUUUGAGGAGGCCUUACUUUCAAUUGCUAUAGUGCACGAGUCUCUCUGGCAGCAUUGGUUCAAUAUUUGAAAUUAUUUUGUUUCAUCUACCUCAUGUACAUUUGUGUAAGAAAAGGUUUCCGAUUGUUUAUUCCUAACCUCAUUAAUGCUACACAGAAAUAACGCUUCAUGGCCAUCCUGUUAGCAAUAAUGAUAUAAGUGAAGAAAAUUUGAAGAAACAUUCGCUUGCGUUAGAAGAAAAAUAGUGAUAUACCUUGAAACAUAUGGUGCAAUAGUCGGUGUGAUGCUUUGCUUUGCAUUUUCUUUCAAGAUUCAACUGUCCAUCCCUUUGUCAGGGUUCUGCAUCUAACAUCUGGCAUUCUAACCAUCCUGUUAUUAACAAGUGUUAAAUGUGUUUAGUGAUAUGUCAUACUUUGCCUUCAACAAAUGCUGGUGCUUUUUACUGCAUUUGUAAAAUUUUACUUUUGUACAUGUUUUAUUUUUUUUUACUCUUUUUCACAAGUUUAACUAGAAUAAUGAACUGUGAGUUCAUGGACAUAUUUUAUUAACUGGGAAAUGGUAAGGUUAGGUUUUAUCUCCCUGCUUGUAGCAUGUUGGUGUUAGCGCCAAUACCUCUUUUUGGCAACUAGUAUAUUGCCUAGUUAACUCUCUGUCGUUAUAAUAAAACAUGUAUUCAUUCA